Manihot esculenta (cassava) is the source of this 2422-nucleotide messenger RNA. Its product is annotated as pentatricopeptide repeat-containing protein At3g29230. The record is from RefSeq and is a predicted model, not a curated record. Bases 747 to 2279 code for a protein of 510 amino acids. Gene Ontology annotation, molecular function: protein binding; RNA binding. Gene Ontology annotation, biological process: RNA modification. Lineage: Eukaryota; Viridiplantae; Streptophyta; Magnoliopsida; Malpighiales; Euphorbiaceae. The transcript is spliced from 2 exons.
UUUGGGAGAUGCAAGCUGCUGGAACAUUGAUAAGCUCCGUAGCUUUGGUGGUGGCCGGGGAACUCCUGCGCCAGGUUCUCUAUCUCCCACUUUGACUCUUUUUCCGGUGUUCAGUCUUUCUGUGCUCACUCUGUUUUCCCUCCCACACUCAAGUUUUCUACUUUCUGCACUAAAAACCGAACCUCGUAUUCAUACGUAGGCAAAAUGAGAAUGGUCUAAAUAAAAGCAUAUGUAACUUCUUAAUGAAAGAUGAGAUUUUUUGGAUGAAAUGUUCGUGAUUGGUGUUCCAGUAGCUGUCCUAAUUCUUGGCGAGGCACUCAAGUUGGUGUACCUGCUGUAAAUACGGACAAACAGCCAUCUGUGGGAUUUAGGUGGGCUUGCGUUGAGUUUAGCAAUGCCCAUAAAGAACCCACAUCACAUGAAAUCCUAUCAGCAACCAAUUCUCAUUUACUUCUUUCUGUGGAAAUUUUUAUAAUUUCAUUGAAGAAUAUGUAUUCGAUGUUUUAUUGCUCUAACUGCUACUCUGGAUUUGAUAGGGAAAUUGCGGUUUGAAGGUCGUUAUUUUUCUUUUUACAUUGGAGAGUAGAGAUCUUGGCAAGCAGUUCUUGGAAGUAAAAGAGUUCCUGAAUAAAUGAGUCAAGGCAGCAGGAGUUAAAUAUCAACAGACCAAUGGAGAUGUGAAAGAGAAGAUGACCAGAGACGGCGGGUAGAAGAGGGAGAGGAGUUGAAAACUUUGAAGCGCUGAAAUGCCAGUUUUAGCCUGCAACUGCUUCUCCCCAUCCCCAGAAGCACGAAAAUGGAAUGAGCUUAUCAAGAAGCACAUGCUUGUGGGGGAUGCAGAACAAGCUAUUCUAACUUACGUGAAUAUGCAAGUACUUGGCUUGCGUGCUGAUAACUAUACAUUUCCUGUUUUACUCAAAGCUGCCGGGAAGAUUUGUCUCUCUCAUAUUGGCUAUGCCCUUCAUGGUCAGGCAAUAAAAACUGGUUUGUUUGCGCAUUCUUUUCUCCAAACUGCUUUGAUAAACAUGUAUGGAACUCUUGAUUGCAUUGUUGAUGCUUGUAAAGUGUUUGCAAAGAUGCCUGUGAAAGAUUUGAUUGCAUGGAACUCCAUGUUGUAUGCACAUGCUUCUAAUGGCCAGAUGGAAGAUGCUGUUCAUCUGUUCAAUUUGAUGCCUUUAAAGGACCUCUCAUCUUUCAAUAUCAUGAUUUCUGGGUACUCAAGCUGUGGGGAAGCAUUGUCUGCUAGAAGCAUCUUUGAUAAAAUGGCAGUGAAGGAUAUUGUUUCUUGGAAUUCAAUGGUAUCAGCAUAUAUCCGAGCUGGAUAUAUGGAGGAGGCUCACAUGUUAUUCAUGGAAAUGUCAGUGAAAAAUAAGAUCACAUGGAACACAAUGAUCACAGGAUGUUUACAGAAUGAACAUUACACUGAGGCUCUUCAUUUGUUUGAUGAAAUGAAGACGACAAAUUGCACUCCAGAUUAUCUAACAAUGACUAGUGUUUUAUCGGCAUGCGCGCAUUUGGGAUCGCUGGAAACAGGAACCAAAAUCCACACAUAUGCCAUUGAUAGUGGACUUGCAUCAAGUCCCCAUGUGACAACAGCUUUGAUAGACAUGUAUGCCAAAUGUGGAAGCAUAGUACAAGCUCUACAAGUGUUUUAUAAAUCCCAAGUUAAGGAUAUAUAUUGCUGGAAUGCAAUGAUCUAUGGGCUUGCCCUUCAUGGUCAGGGAUAUGCUGCUUUAGAACUCUUUGACAAGAUGAGAAGGAAGCUUGUAAAGCCUGAUGAUAUUACCUUCAUCGGCCUGCUCAAUGCCUGUGGCCACUCAGGUCUGGUGCAAGAGGGUUGCCAGUUAUUUAAUUCCAUGCAAGAGGACUUUGGAAUAUCUCCCAAGUUGGAGCACUACGGAUGCACGGUUGAUCUUCUGGGUAGAGCUGGGCAUCUUGAUCAAGCAUAUGAGGUGCUUGAAACAAUGCCAUAUGAACCAGGAGAAGCCAUCCUGGGUGCACUGCUUAGUGCCUGUGUGAUUCACCAGGAUCUUGAGACUGGUGAGAGAGUGAUAAAGGUAAUUUCUUCCAGAGCUUGCUACCUUAGCGAUGGGGAGCUGAUGAUGUUUGCUAACUUGUAUGCAUCAUGUGGUAAAUGGGAAGAAGCAAACAGAUGGAGAGAGAUGAUGAAUGACACUGGCAUUGUUAAAAUUGCCGGACAAAGUGUGAUUGAAGUUAGUGGAGAGUUUCACAAGUUCUUGGCUGGAGAAAUUGGGCAACAAAUGAUAAUUACUUGUUAAUUUUUUUAAUUUAACCUUAAAGUUAAUAAUUUUCCUUGAAAUGCAGUAAAAGUUAGGCAGAUAAGAUGGAUUAAUAUUUAUUAUUUAAACAUUUCCUUGGAAAACGUGCUUAUGAAAAUCAACCCACCCACAGCUUUGCUGCU